AAAAAAAAAAAGAGAAAAAAAAAGUCACCUCGCAGGAACAGGGCAAAACGAGUUUCCGUUUUUUGAGCCAACAUCUUACUUUUUAUUCAGCAAAUGGUGGGCAUCAAAGACAAGAUCGAUGCUUUGGUUAAUGGAGAGCAACCAGCUUCUUAUGAACGAAAAAGGAACUACAACUUUGGUGAUGACUUGGGCAGUGGAUCAUAUGGUUAUGUCAGACAAGCAGUUCGUAUAGCAGAUAAUACACCUGUUGCUAUCAAGAUUAUACCCAAAGAUAAACUGGAUGGUAAAUUUGAUAUGGUCUAUUCCGAGAUGAAAGUUCUCGAGGGACUUUCACACCCAAACAUCAUUGGAUUCUACGAUUGGUUUGAGUCACGGAAUAAGUUCUAUCUUGUGUUUGAAUUAGCAACAGGAGGAGAAUUAUUUGAACGUUUAUUUGAAAGAGGAAAAUUUACAGAAAAGGAUGCUGUCAAAAUCGUUAAGUCAAUUUUAAAAGGGCUUGAAUAUCUUCAUAAACAUCACAUUGUUCAUAGAGAUAUCAAACCCGAGAAUUUAAUAUUUAAAACAAUGGAUUCUGAUGCAGAUCUGGCUAUUUGUGAUUUUGGCAUUGCCAAGAUGGUAAAGGAUGAUGAUAUUGGAUUAAAGACUAUCUGUGGAACAGCUAGUUAUGUUGCUCCCGAGGUAUUACUGAAAAAGCCAUAUAGUUUCCCAGUCGAUAUAUGGGGAGUAGGGAUUGUUACAUAUAUUCUCCUUUGUGGUUAUCACCCAUUCCAAGGAGAGACUCAGCAAGAACUAUAUGAUGAGAUAACGCAUGGUCGAUAUGAAUUCCACUGGAGAUAUUGGAUGAACGUGUCUGGAAAUGCGAGAUCAUUUAUACAGAAAUGUCUCUCACUCAAUCCAAAUGAAAGACCGACAGCAACAGAGGCACUAAAUGACAUUUGGAUGAAUAGUGAGGAAGCCAAAGAUGUGGAUCUUUUGGAUACAGUCAAAGAAAACUUUAAUCCUCGACGAGUAUUUAGAAGUGCCGUAAGCGCAAUUAAAGUGAUGAACAGAAUACGUUCUCGGUCUAAACAAGACUAAUUGCAAUUAUUUUUCAUUUUCAAUCUUUAAUAAUAAAAAUACUUCUUCCUUAGAAGAAGUUACCAAAAAAUUAGGGUAAACUUCCUUAGUGUCCCACAUCCACGGAAAUCUUUAGUAAAAGGCGAAAGAUUUAUCCGAUCUGAG
Rhizopus microsporus ATCC 52813 is the source of this 1221-nucleotide messenger RNA. RefSeq names its product serine-threonine protein kinase. Gene Ontology annotation, molecular function: ATP binding; calcium/calmodulin-dependent protein kinase activity. The record is from RefSeq and is a predicted model, not a curated record. NCBI's taxonomy places the organism in Eukaryota, Fungi, Mucoromycota, Mucoromycetes, Mucorales, Rhizopodaceae. Bases 94 to 1077 code for a protein of 327 amino acids. Gene Ontology annotation, biological process: protein phosphorylation; cellular response to oxidative stress. The transcript has 10 exons.